Molecule: messenger RNA, 309 nt
Organism: Staurois parvus
Lineage: Eukaryota; Metazoa; Chordata; Amphibia; Anura; Ranidae
Source: the annotation of a GenBank genome assembly
GAAAACUUGUGUUCAGCAGUCAAUUUUAUCAGCGUUUUUAAACAGAAAACGCUUGUAAACACGGCAAAUUGCGUUUAUAAGCGUUUGAAAUUUUUUUUUAAACUCUUCCAGUUCCCGAUGCUGUCCGGAGCCUUUUUUCAUCAUGAAAAAUGCAUGCAAUGUGUUUUCAAGGUACUCAAAUGGACAAAACACUGAACACAGGAUGUUCCUACCAAAUUUGUUCAUUACAAAGCUUCACACCUCAGACCUCUCCCACCCUUGGAAACAAAAGAUAUGUUAAUGACCAUUCACACCUCAAAUUCCUCAUGA